Molecule: messenger RNA, 3144 nt
Organism: Colias croceus (clouded yellow)
Lineage: Eukaryota; Metazoa; Arthropoda; Insecta; Lepidoptera; Pieridae
Exons: 1
Coding region: 1-3144 (1047 amino acids)
Biological process (GO): proteolysis
Molecular function (GO): aspartic-type endopeptidase activity
Source: RefSeq, a predicted model, not a curated record
AUGUCUACGGAAUCUAAUCAAAGGUUAUUAAGAGAUUCAUAUUCAAAAAGGGCUGCUAUUAAAGGCCAAAUUACAAAAUUUAAAAAUUAUUUGGACAGAAUUAGCGAGUCCACUUCAAUGGAUGAAGUAUUAAUGGCUGAAUUUAAAUUGAAACUUAGCAAAUUUGAAGCAUUGUCAACAAAGUUUGAUGAGUUGCAGACUGAGAUUGAGGUUCUUAAUUCUGAAAAUAUAGAUUCUGAGAUUGAUGAAAGAGACGACAUUGAAAACGAUUUCGUCCAAAAUAUUGCUUCUGCUAAGAUAAUGAUUAAACAAUAUGAUAACUUAUUUAAUGACAACGAAAAUCGUAGGAAAUCGAUGGGCAAUGAAGACUCUUUCCAUCAAGAUUCAAAUAUUAGAUUACCACGAAUCGAGAUCUCAAAGUUUAAUGGUUCAUAUUUCCGUUGGCUAGAGUUCCGCGACACAUUUUCAAAUUUGGUUCAUAAAAACAAAAAUAUUACUGAUAUACAUAAAUUUCAUUAUUUACUUUCUUACCUUGAGGGUGAUGCGGCACGGAUUGUCUCUAAUCUCGAAGUGUCAACAGCAAACUACCAGGCAGCCUGGACGCUACUUUGCGACAGGUAUAAUAACAAAAGACUUCUUGUUGAUCAUCACUUAGAUUCUUUACUUAAUAUUCAAUCUUUAACUCGUGAGUCAGACAAGUCACUACGUUUUUUAGUCGAUCAUGUUACAAAAAAUCUUCGCGCCCUGUCUAGCCUGGGUCAGCCUACUGACUAUUGGGAUGUACUUAUAAUAUUUAUUUUAUCAUCUAAAUUGGACAAAUGUACUCUUGUUAAGUGGGAAGAGUAUCGAAAUACUAUUGAUGACAUUCCAACUUUGCAACAAUUUCAAAGAUUUUUAAUCAACCGUGCAGAUGUGUUAGAAUCUUUAAAUCGUAAUAAGGUUGGCACUUAUAAUGAAUCACAAAAUAAUUCCAAAUUACAAUUCACGCCACGUCUCUCACAACUAAAUUCACAAAAAAAUAAUCAAUCUGAUAAAAAGAAAAUUACUAAUUCAUUUUCUACAUCUAAUCAAAAUCAAUUAAAUGUUUAUCUUUGCAUAAUUUGUAACGGAAAUCACAGAAUUUAUGACUGUCCUACAUUUAAGUCUAAAAACAUUCAAGAUAGGCUGUCGUAUGUAAAUAAAUAUAAAUUAUGUCGAAAUUGCCUCAGACAAGGGCACCCUGUCAGUGACUGCCGCAUGGGUUCAUGUCGACAAUGCCAGCAAAAACACAACACUCUCCUCCAUAGUUCUAAUGAUGACGUCACUGCCAACUUAAGCACAGAUGAGCAAGUUGAACCAAACGAAUCUGUAGCAGCCUUUUCUAGACAAAUGUCCAAUCAUGUUCUCCUAUCUACAGCAUUGAUAGAAGUUUUUAACCCUAUUAAUAAGCAGGUAGAAAAGGUUCGCGCUCUCUUGGAUUGUGGCAGCCAGUCUUCAUUUAUCACUAAAUCCCUGCAACGGAGAAUGUCACUAAGAACUUGCCCAUUGCAGGCAAUAAAUGUCAUUGGGAUUGGCAAUAAUUCUUCUAAUACAGUGUACGAAAGCUGUCUCACUCAAAUAAAAUCUCUAAAUAGCAACUACAGCGUUACUCUUUCAUGUCUUGUUCUCAACGAAUUGACGGGCCGCUUACCUAAGACCCCAGUUGAUAUUCAAGCUCUCAAAAUACCUAAUUCUCUUACUUUGGCGGACCCUGAGUUCUACAAGCCAGCUCCGAUUGAAGUUUUAAUUGGAGCAGACAUCGUCUGGGACAUUCUAAACAGCGAACAGUUUUCUUUAGGUCCUAAUAAUCCUAAAUUGCAAAAUUCUAAAUUCGGCUGGAUAAUAGCUGGCCCAAUCAACAAUUAUUUUAGUAAAGAAACUAUUCAUUGCAAUCAUGCCAGAAUUGCAAACCCCACUUCUGACGAAAUUCACAAAAUGCUCACAAAAUUCUGGGAGCUUGAAGAGCUACCCCAAAAAACUGUUCGAAGUCAAAAUGACAUAGCAUGCGAAAAACACUCUCUAAAUACCACCACUCGCUUAGAAAGCGGCAGAUUCUGUGUGAAGUUACCCCUAAAGGACUCACCUGACUGCCUCGGCGAUUCAUACUCUCAAGCUAAAAAACGAUUCCUAAAUCUUGAGAAAAGAUUUAGACGAAAUAAAGAACUAAAAUCAAAAUACGUUGAAUUCAUUCGUGAAUACGCUGAUAUGGGCCAUCUAUCUGAAUCACCUACUCUUAUUCCAAAUCCAUCAUAUUUUUUGUGUCACCAUGCUGUCAUAAAGGAGAAUAGUGAAUCUACCAAACUCCGAGUAGUGUUCGAUGGCUCAGCCCCCACAACCUCUGGCUUCUCUGUCAAUGACAUCCUCAUGGUAGGCCCAAAUAUUCAAGACUCUCUUUUCUUCAUUUUAGUGAGAGCUCGGCAACAUAAAUUCAUUUUGACAGGUGACAUCGCCAAAAUGUACCGUCAGGUUCAAAUUGAGAGUUCAGAUCAAAACUUGCAGCUCAUAUUAUGGAGAGAAGAUGAGUCUCAGCCUAUCAAAACUCUGCGACUGAGUACUGUCACUUACGGUACCGCAAGUGCCAGUUACUUGAGCACGAGAUGUCUUUGGCAGGUUGGAGAGGAAUGUGGAGUCGAAAUGAUCAAAAAUAUCAUUCAGCACUACUUUUAUGUCGAUGAUCUAAUCACCGGCUGUGAUGAUGAAGAUCAACUUAAAUACCUUCAAAAUUCAGUUUCAAACGCUCUAAAUUCAGCUUGUUUUCCUCUUCGAAAGUAUAAAAAUAAUUCAAAAAACUUGUUUCAAAAUUUACACGAAAUUAAUACAGAACAUUUGACAAUCAGUGAGUCGUCGAGCACUCUCGGACUUUGUUGGGAUCCAUCGAAGGAUGCUUUUAAUUUUCCUAUCAAAAUUCCACUUCAUAGUGACAAAAUCACAAAGAGACUUAUCCUCUCCAGUUCAUUUCGAAUCUUCGAUCCCUUAGGUUUUUUGAGCCCGUGCAUUAUUCAACCAAAGAUUUUGCUCCAAAAAUUGUGGCUCAAGGGUGUUGAGUGGGAUAAACCUGUGUUGAAGAAGACUUACCUGAAGUCAAGGUUCAUACAGCCGUCGAAUCUGAAAUUAAUUUUGAUUUAA